Messenger RNA from Syngnathus acus (greater pipefish), 864 nucleotides. It is a transcript of the gene smim14, whose product is annotated as small integral membrane protein 14. NCBI's taxonomy places the organism in Eukaryota, Metazoa, Chordata, Actinopteri, Syngnathiformes, Syngnathidae. The record is from RefSeq and is a predicted model, not a curated record. Gene Ontology annotation, cellular component: endoplasmic reticulum. The transcript has 4 exons. The coding region runs from base 54 to 497 and encodes 147 amino acids.
GAGCAGUCUCCUCCCCAAUUUUUUUUUUUUUUUUUUUGGGCUUUCGUGCGUCUAUGUAUGAGAGUGCACUGCGCGCUGACUCCAGGAAGUUUUGGGUUUCCACUUCCAGCAGCAAUUUCGUUCAGUUUGGAAUAUUUCUGCUUUGUUUAUUUUCAGGUCACAUCAUCUUAAAAGACAUGGCAGAAGGGGGCUUUGACCCUUGUGAAUGCAUCUGCACCACUGAGCACGCAAUGCGCCGCCUCCUCAACCUGCUCAGAGAUUCCCAGUCCUACUGCACAGACACGGAGUGCCCUUUGGAAUUGCCAGGGCCGAAUGGAGGGUCACUCAGUGGUGGGGAAGAGUUUACCUUCCCCAUGAUGGUGAUGGGAUGGAUGGUACUGGCCGUAGUCCUCUUCAUGCUACGCCCUUCUACUCUCCGAAGUUCCCCCUCCAUAGAAAAACCCACCGAACCCCACAAUAGAGGUGGAAGAGAACCACCAGCGCCACCUGUUGACUAGGAGAAGGAAGUUGGAGUUGCACAUCCCCAAGUGUGUUCCUGUGGCACAGAUUAACACCUACUCCGUGUCAUCUUACAUUAAAAUAUACCAUGACUAUUCCAUCGUGUUUUGGAUUAUAAUCGCUGGCCUCAGGCUAAAACUACCUAUGUUUUUUCCACCAAUCUAUACAAAAGGUCAGUCCAGGUUUUUGGAGGUGCUAGAAUUUCACCCACUACAAGUAAAAUCUUUUUGACCUCUCACUGUUUUCUAAGACCACUAUGGCACAAUGUUUGAAAACAAAAAUAAGUGAUGUAUUAUAUUACACAUACAGACUUAAUUGUGUAAUAGUACCAAAAUAAAUCACAACUGUCGCUUACCGAAUGCAAGA